Messenger RNA from Spodoptera littoralis (African cotton leafworm), 1200 nucleotides. NCBI's taxonomy places the organism in Eukaryota, Metazoa, Arthropoda, Insecta, Lepidoptera, Noctuidae. The record is from the annotation of a GenBank genome assembly.
AUGAAACCUAAAUCGGGCUUAACGAGAUUUCAUAACUGUUUUAUUUUACGUGAUAGUAAAAUAAUUAAAGAGGACUUAUGGAUAAGAGACGGCAAAAUCGAAAAUCCUGAACAGGUAUUUUAUGUAGAACAACUACAGGCCGAUGUAACUGUAAACUGCGAAGGACUGCUCAUUGCUCCAGGGUUCAUUGACAUUCAGAUAAACGGUGGUUGGGGUGUGGACUUCUCCUAUGAUUCAGAAAAUGUUAAAGAAGGUGUAAGGAAAGUAUCAAAAGAACUUUUGACUCAUGGAGUUACAUCAUUUUGUCCUACAAUGGUGACAUCAGAUUUGGAAAAAUACCGUAAAAUCCUGCCUUUGAUAAAGAAGUCUGAUGGUGGUGAGCAUGGAGCCACUGUUUUGGGAGUGCAUUUAGAGGGUCCAUUUAUCAAUAUGGCUAAAAAAGGUGCCCAUAUGGAGGAGUACAUCAAAACACCUGAAGAGGGUUUAAAGACUGUGGAAGAAGUCUAUGGAUCUUUAGAUAAUGUUGUUAUUGUAACUUUGGCCCCAGAGUUGCCAGGUGCUCAUGAAGCAAUCAAAGACCUUACUCAGAUGGGUAUCAAAGUAGCGCUGGGGCAUUCCACUGCCAGCUUAGCCGAGGGAGAAAAGGCUGUUGAAUGUGGUGCUAAUCUGAUCACACACUUGUUCAAUGCUAUGCUUCCUUUCCAUCACCGCGAUCCUGGACUGGUUGGUUUGCUAGCUUCUACAACGAAACACCAGGUUUUCUAUGGCAUUAUAUCAGAUGGGAUCCACACUCAUCCAGCUGCUUUACGAAUUGCAAGCAGAACUAAUCCUGAAGGCUUAGUGCUCGUUAGUGACGCGGUGGCUGCUCAGGGUCUCGCCGACGGAAACUACCGCAUUGGGCCACAGCUCGUCACAGUGGAGGGUGGACGUGCUUACGUGGCUGGAACUAAAGUACUCUGUGGCAGCACCACUGGCCUAGACGACUGUGUCGCCACAUUGAAGCGAUCUUUGGAUUGCUCCUUGGAAUAUGCAUUGGAAGCAGCAUCCCUCCACCCAGCUAGAGCUUUAGGCAUCGAUGACAGGAAAGGAAAACUUAAUUUCGGGUUUGAUGCAGACUUCGUUAUGCUUGACCCAGAAAAAAUCAAAAUCAAGUCAACUUGGAUUGCAGGAGAAUGUGUUUAUAAAUGUGAUAAAAACUGA